AUGGCUCCAAGUACUCUCUUAACAUGUGCCCGCGCGCGCUCUAUUCCCCCUGGUUGCGCCCGCCCCGCCCCACGUGGCCGCCCUUCUUGUGGUCGCCCUUCCACUCGCGAGCGCCUCCUCUCCUCCCUCACCCUCCUCCUUUCCACUCUCCUUUGUGCUUCGAGCACCGCCUUACUUCUUCCUCCUCCUAUUUCCUCUCCUUCUCUACUACCCUUCCACACCAUCCGCCCCUUCACCCUCCUCCUCCUCUCCUCUCUCCCUUCAUUCCCCUCACCAUCUCACUCUCUCCUCCGCCUCUCCUCUCGUCUACUGCUGCAGCUGGUUGCCGGCUUUGCUUCGUCAUUUUUCCCAUCGAGACCUACCCCUCCUCACCAUCCGCCCCUUCACCCUCCUCCUCCUCUCCUCUCUCCCUUCAUUCUCCUCCCCAUCUCACUCUCUCCUCCGCCUCUCUUCUCUCGUCUACUGCUGCAGCUGGUUGCCACCUUUGCUUCAUCAUUUUUCUCAUCAAUACCUACCCCUCCUCACCAUCUGCCCCUUCACCCUCCUCCUCCCCUCUUCUCUCCCUUCAUUCCCCUCCCCAUCUCAUUCUCUCCUCCGCCUCUCUCCACUCCUCUACUGCUGCAGCAGCCUUGCUUCGUAGCCGUGCUCCUUCCCCACUGUGUUCCUCCGCCUCUUUUUUCUCCCCUCAGCGGCGCAGCAGCAGACUACUCCGCUGUUAUCCCUCCUCCUCUUGUUUCUCCCCACAGCGGCGCAGCAGCAGACUACUCCGCCAUUAUCCCUCCUCUUAUUUCUCCCCACAGCGGCGCAGCAGCAGACUACUCCGCCAUUAUCCCUCCUCCUCUUAUUUCUCCCCUCAGCGGCGCAGCAGCAGACUACUCCGCCAUUAUCCCUCCUCCUCUUAUUUCUCCCUUCAGCGGCGGAGCAGCAGAGUACUCCGCCAUUAUCCCUCCUCCUCUUAUUUCUCCCCUCAGCGGCGCAGCAGCAGACUACUCCGCUGUUAUCCCUCCUCCUCUUAUGUCUCCCUUCAACGGCGCAGCAGCAGACUACUCCGCCGUUAUCCCUCCUUCUGUUAUUUCUCCCCUCAACGGCUCGGCAGCUGACUCCCUCGUCCCUAUUCCUCCUCCUCUUUUAUCUCCCCACAUCUGCUCCAUUGCUACCCCCUUCCCCCGAUGGGGCCUAUUCUCGCUCUUACCUCUCCUCCUCUGCGCUUCCGCCCUCACCUGUCUCCUGCCGUACCUCCUCUCCUACCCUUGCCUUUCUUAA
Closterium sp. NIES-65 is the source of this 1263-nucleotide messenger RNA. NCBI's taxonomy places the organism in Eukaryota, Viridiplantae, Streptophyta, Zygnematophyceae, Desmidiales, Closteriaceae. The record is from the annotation of a GenBank genome assembly.